This is a messenger RNA of Prorocentrum cordatum, 705 nucleotides long. The record is from the annotation of a GenBank genome assembly. NCBI's taxonomy places the organism in Eukaryota, Dinophyceae, Prorocentrales, Prorocentraceae.
GGCAGUGCGGACGGCCAGACCUUUCUGGAGCGGCGGCCCGCCUUCCUGGAGUUCUGCGACGCGGGGCCGCGCCGCCCGAUGCGCUCGCCCGCGCAGGUGGGCGAUGCCCUCGUGGACUACAUGAACGCGUUGUUCUUCAGCGGCCACGAGUCGUCGAAGGGCGACCAGGCGAUGGCGGGCCUGAUGUACAGGUUCCCAGAGUACUCGACGCAGGGCGAGUCCAAGACGCCGCGAGCUUGGCGUUGCCUGCGGGGCUGGCGCAAGCUGGCGCCUGGGCGCAGCCGCCGGGCCUGGCCGUUGGCCCUCUGGUACGGGCUGGCUUGGCGCAUGGUGGCGCGUGGGGCGCUACAGAUGGCCAUCUUCCUGCUCGCCAUGGUCUCGGGCUACUUCCGACCCAGCCACCUGCUCUCCUUGACGCGCGGCAAUUUCAUCACGCCUGCGGGUCUGGCAGACGUCGUGGUGAUGCUGGACAGCGGCUGGUUUCAGUGUACCACGCCCAUCUUCCGCGAGCUCGCGCAAGGGAUUCCAGAGGAAGAGGUGUGGGACUUCAGUUACUUUCAGUUCCUGAAGAUGUUUCGGAUGGCGCUGCAAGACCUGGGUUCGUGGAGCUUGCUGCCGGCCUCCCUGCGCGACACUCUGAACGAUUGCGAAAGUCGGCUCGAGGACAUUCUGCUCGGAAAAGGUGCAGGGGUGAUUACCCAGUGA